AUGGAACGGUGGCGGAAUAGAGUUGCUGUGGUUACUGGUGCUAGUUCUGGUAUAGGUGCAGCUUGCUGUAAAGAUUUAGUAGCCGAGGGCAUGAUUGUUGUAGGAUUGGCACGUCGAUUAUCCCAUAUGGAAAAUAUAUUAAGACCCAGUUUACCUGUUGCGCAGCAGUCGCGCUUUUACGCAUUAAAGUGUGAUGUGAGUGUAGAAGAAGACAUUUUAAAUGCUUUCGCUUGGGUUGAUAAGAAAUUCGGUGGUGUUGAUGUUUUAAUUAAUAAUGCUGGUAUAUUACGAUCUACACAAAUUGUGGCCUCGAAUAAUUCAGCGGAUUUGAGAGCCACUGUUGAUGUUAAUAUUAUGGGCGUGGCAAUGUGCGCACGUGAAGCCUUUCAAUCUAUGAAAAGACGGAAUGUUGACGGACAUAUAGUUAAUAUAAACAGUGUUGCAGGUCAUAUGGUGCCGCAAGUACUCGGAAUUACAUAUAACAUAUAUCCGGCAACUAAACACGCAGUCACCGCAAUGAGUGAGGUUUUAAGGCAGGAAUUUUUACUUAAUCAAACAAAAAUAAAAGUUACGAGCAUUAGUCCAGGUGUAGUGGACACUGAAAUUCUUGGUGGUAAGGAAAUAUUGGAAGCUGAUUUAAAAACUUUAAGUGCAGAACAUGUAUCAGACGCCGUUAUGUAUUGUAUACAAACACCGCCAAAUGUGCAAAUAAAGGAACUGAUCAUCAAGCCUCUUGGAGAGAAAUUUUAA
Molecule: messenger RNA, 750 nt
Organism: Teleopsis dalmanni
Lineage: Eukaryota; Metazoa; Arthropoda; Insecta; Diptera; Diopsidae
Product: farnesol dehydrogenase-like
Exons: 2
Coding region: 1-750 (249 amino acids)
Source: RefSeq, a predicted model, not a curated record